Elgaria multicarinata webbii is the source of this 4917-nucleotide messenger RNA. Its product is annotated as protein KRBA1-like. The record is from RefSeq and is a predicted model, not a curated record. NCBI's taxonomy places the organism in Eukaryota, Metazoa, Chordata, Lepidosauria, Squamata, Anguidae. Bases 1 to 4917 code for a protein of 1638 amino acids. The transcript has 27 exons. Gene Ontology annotation, biological process: regulation of DNA-templated transcription.
AUGGGUGGCUUUUACCUGCCCCAGGGGACAGCAUGCAGAGUAGAGACGCAAAGAAGGACAUUUGCCCCAGCUGGUUCACCGGAGCAGGUGACGUUUGAAGAUGUUGCUGUCAACUUCUCCGCGGAAGAGUGGUCCAUGCUGGAAGGCUGGCAGAAGGAGCUGCAUAAGGAAAUAAUGCUGGAAAAUUACUCUUUGCUGCUUUCACUGGGCCAUUCUGUCCCCUCGGUGGAGUUCUCCUCAUUAAUCUGCCCGCUCAAAGGAACCACGGACAAGCGCUGGGCUGGGUGGGCCCUUGGUCUGAUCCAGCAUGGCGAUGGCCGGGCCGCCUUCUCAGACGAUGUAGAGGAACCCUGGGACCUUGAGGACAUGAAUGACAAAGAAGAGGGGUGCCUGACCCCCACCAGCGAUGUGGACGGCGAGCGUCAGAGCAGCCUCCACCUUUGUGCGCUCAUGAAGCUUGUGAAGGAGAUCCCGGAGUUUCUCUACGGACACGCCAAAGCCAACACCGACCCUGCCACGCCCGCCGGCGGGGGUGAUGCUGAGGAGGCAGCCGGGGUGCCCGACAGCAGCGCACGGGUGGAGCGCCUGCGUCACCUUAGCCUGCAGGGCGAUUUUGCGGACGUCUCCCUGGCCCUGUCGAGUCGUCCAGACACACCUGCCAGUAGCGCAGAGGAAGAAUGGGGAGAGUCUCACAUUCGAGAUGUGGCAGCAAACACUGAGGUCGCUGUAGAAGAGGAUCUGGCACAAGGGCUGCUGAAGGGUGAGGCGGGAGCCCUUCUCAACAGGCCCUGUCUGUCCAGGACGCAGAACAGCUGCCCCCAAACAGGCAUGGAGUCGGAGGCUUGUGCCGCAGAUGCUGCAGCAGACACAACCUUGGAAAGAUCCCUUUCCCACAACCUGUGUACAAAGAAUCGAGGACAGGAGGAUGGAGCUGAGAGCAGGCCCGGCACGCCUCAAGCCCUGUCCAGCGACUGUGGAGAUCGUAGCACAGCCAGAGACGUGGGAUCAAGCAGAGCAACACCACAGGCUGGGGAGCACGUCCCUGCAGAAACGGCGGCUGAGGAGAAGCCCCUCCAGGGCUUGCUGAAGUGCCUGAAGGAGCUGAUUGUCCACCAGCCCCGUCGUUCCCAGCCGGCCUCCCGCAGACUGUCCACAGGCAGCUGGCAACAGGCCCCGGGGCGCAGGAGAAGGGAAGCCGGCAGCGGGUCUCCGCCUAUCCAAGUUAAAAUCGAAGCGACGGAAGAGGAGUCACAGGUCCAAAGCCCAGGAAACGUUGGGCCAGAAGGAUCUGGGCUCCCUGAUGCACCGUCAGGAAGCGCCUCCGCCUUCCAGGCUGGAGGAGGCAGGAGAAUGAACACACCGGCGGGGAAGGAGAGCGGCCUCUUUGCAGCAGUUAAAAUUGAGCCGACGACCAGCAGCCCCCCUCGACAGUCCCUGGGCAGACCCAGCCCUUCUGGGAGCCCCCCCGGAGCCCCGGGCAAGGAGAGGAGCGUGGAUGAGAACGGCGCCCUGGGCGUCAAAAUUAAAACUGAGGACGAGGAGGAGCUGCCCUUGCGGGGCCUGAAGGGAGCCCCCGAGGAGGAGGAGGAGGAGGAGGAGCCUUGCCCCCGGCCCUGCUUACCAGAUAGCGGCUCCUCCCGUGUCAGCCCGGAGGCCGGGAUGGAGCUGGGCCCCUGGGCCCCGUAUCCGGAGGGGUGGAGCCCGGCCACCAGCCCUCUGCACGGACUCCUGAACUGCUUGAAGGACAUCCCCGUCCCCCGGCCUCAUGCGUCCAAACUCCUGCCUGGCAAAAGAGGCGCGACAGCAGCAGCAGGAGCAGGGAAGGAGAGAAGAAAAGCGGGACGAAGGGGGAAACUCGAUCUGCGCACCGAGUGGGCGGCAACAGAGAAGAUGGGUCCCGGCCCGGCCCAGUGCCACACGCCUCCAGCACUCGCCAUCUGCGGACCUGGCGCCACUUUGCAAGGUUUGGAGAGGUGCUUGAAGGAGUUCCCCCCCAACGCGCGGAGCCAGCCCUCCUCACCGGCCGUCAGCUCCUCCAUCGGAAGCUCGCCGGACCGACUCUCCAGGUGGACGCCAGAGAGAGGGAAGUGGACAAGGAAGGAAGAGGGGCCCGUCCGGAACGGCACCCCUUUGCAAGGCCUGGAGAGGUGUUUGAAGGAGCUCCCACGCAGCCAGACCUCGUCACCGGCCGUCAGCUCCUCCUUCGGCAGCUCCCCGGACGGACUCCACAGGUGGACGCCGGAGGCAGGGCGAUGGGCCAGGAAGGAGGAAGGGCACAGCCGAAACAGCACCCCUUUACAAGGCCUGGAGCGGUGCCUGAAGGAGCUGCCUCCGAACGGACACAGCCAGCCCUGCUCGCCCGCCAUCAGCUCCUCCAUCGGCAGUUCGCCAGACGGACGGCACAGGUGGACGCCGGAACCAGGGAGAGGGGCCAGGAAGGAGGAAGGUCUCAGCCGAAACAGCACCCCCUUGCAAGGCCUGGAAAGCUCUUCGAAGGACCUUCCUGGGAUCGCAGGCAGCCGGUUCUUCGUUCCAGCAGGCGCCUCAUCCGUUGGCAGCUCUUCUGACCGGCAUUGCAAGCCAGAUGGGGGAGAACGGUCAGCAAAGAAGGAAGGAGCAAAUCCCUCAGGGAUCCCUCCCCUUCAAGGCCUGGAGAACUGCUUGAAAGAGAUCCCGGUGAGCAGGAAGUCCCUCCCGAACUCCGGCCCCGCAGCAAGCAACAGCUGUGCUCAGAAGCGGCGGAGACCGGAGGCCGCGUCGCAGAGGUUGUGGGCAGGAGGCAUUUCCGUGGACAGUCUUCUGCAAUGUCCCACGAGCGUCUCCGGUUCCGUGAACACAGAAGACGGCGUGGAAACGUCUCCCCUCCACAGACUGAUGAACUGUCUAAAGGAAAUCCCCAUCCAAAGGCCGAGUUACCUCAACACGCCGAGCGUCUCCUCUUCUUCCUCCAGCUGCAGCGAAACCGAGAGAGACCAGCAGAGCCCUGGCAGUGGGGCAUGGUGGGACUGCAGCCAAGACACGUGCCAAGGACCUGAGGCAGAUGAAGUUGUGGGGCAGAAGGGGGUGGAAUCUGGGAGGAGUCCGAGUCCGUCGCUUUGCCUUCCUUCAGAGGAGGGAAGGAGGGUUCCUUCCGCGCAAGAGCCUCAGCUUGUCGAAGUGGGCAACCAAGAGCCACCUGCCUCCCCCCUCCGCGGCCUGGAAAACUGCUUGAAGGACAUUGCCGCAAGCCCAUUACUCUGCUCCAACGUACCUCUUCCUGCCAAUGCCAACACCCAGCGGGACGUGACACCCGGGGAAUCCGAGGCAGCGAUUUCUGGAUUGCAUUCGUCGAAGGGGCUGACCGAGAGUAGCCCCCUCCAGGGCCUGCUCAGGUGCCUCAAGGAGAUCACGGCCAGGAGCCCCAGUCCAUGCAGCUCGUCGGCCAGCAAUGCGCAAGGGGAGCCGAGGCGCAAACACGGGGAGGAGGAGGAGGAGGAGCCUGAUGCUGGAAGGGCGUCCCAGGAAGGUCCGGGGAGCAGUCUGAAGGAAAGGCCCAUGAACACCGUCUCCCCUGGUAGCCCACGGAGGGAGGCUGUGAAGAGGAGCCCACCCGCUGAGGUUGGCGGGGAUGCCGGAGGACUAACGUGGGAUACUGCGCUGUCAAAGCAAGGGGAGCAUCUGCCCAUUGGACUGAUCUUUGUGGCCAAGCCGGCACCGAAAAGAGUGCCACGCCGGGGCCAGGUGUACCUCCCGUGGGAGGCCAUCCCGGAGUUGGGGAGCCACCCCAGAGAAGGCCCCCUCUUUCAUAAAGGUGAAAUGUGCUCCUGUGAUGGAAGAGGAGCUGCCUCCAGAAACCCGCCUGUCUGCGGUGUGGGGAUCGGAGCCGCGUGCGCCUUGAGCAGGAGGUCGCCCGCGCUCAAGUUUGGCGCUCCCAGACGGAGUGAUUCCACCUCGCCCAAGAGUGGGAUGAAAAGAGCCUUCGCGGCAGCGAGGGCCGAUGACGGCCCAGCCCCAGGGUUCAAAUCCCGAGGUGAGGUGGAGUCAGGAAACUUCCCCAAGAAAAGGUGCCACAGCCUGGACCCGCCUUCACCUCUCUUGACUUGGGGGAAUGGGAAGCCGCCGGAGUGCAGGGCUGCGCUUGGCGACCUGGGGCCUCUCCUGUCCACGAAGCUGGAACGCCUUUCCACGGACAUGACCGCCAUCUGCAGGGACGUCUCCCGGCUGCAGAGUCACAUGGACCGGCUGGAGCAGGACGCCCGGAGCUGGGUUCUCGAGCUGGCUGCCCUCCGCAUGGAAAACCGGAGCCUGAGCGAAUACGUGAGGCGGGUGGAAGGCCGCUGCCGCACGCUAGAGAACCGCUCCCGCCGCAACAACUUGCGCCUGCUGGGCUUGCCGGAAGGAGUCGAGGGCAGCGACGCCGUCUCCUUCUUGCGGCGAGCUCUUCCGGCAAUGCUGGGCUCGGCCCCAGACGCCCCGGCCCUGGAGAUCGAGAGCGCACGCAGGGUACACGGGGGCGCGUCCUGGGAUUCCAACGGCAGGCCCCGCCCGCUGGUGUUCCGGCUGCUACGUUUUGCCGACAAGGCGGCCAUUUUGCAGGCGGCACGCACGCGGCCCCUCAGCUACGCCAGCGUGCAGGUCACCAUUUUGCCGGACUUCUGCUCCUCACUCUCUCAACGUAGGCGGGUCCCGUUCGGGACGUUCCGGAGGACCAGGUGGGUAGCAGACCUGUGCUUUGGCCCGCGGCACUCCUCCGGUUGCUACGGCUGGGCUGAAGGACCGCGGGAGCCUCUCGCCCACUCUGGGCCCCUCGCGGGCCAGAAGGAAGGCAGAGCUUCUAAAGGACCGGGGACAGGAAGCUGGGACACAGACCCAUUACCAGGCCCGGGGCAUCACGGUGCGUGCCGUUCUGCAGGGAGCUGUGAGCAACACAAGCCGUGA